AUGCACCUUUCGCGCCUCUUAUUCUUCCUUGCAGCUUUGAUCUGCGUCUCUGCCAUUCGAACAUCUCCCAGGAAUACCUGUGUCAUCCCAGCCUCAGGUUCAAAUACCACCGAUGAUGCACCCGCCAUUGUUCAGGCUUUCAAGCAGUGUGGUCGAGGCGGCAAGAUCAUCUUCAAGCCAACCACCUACCACGUCAACUCAGUCAUGAACAUAACCUGGCUGGAGGAUGUCGACAUUGACAUCAAAGGAGAGCUCUUGUGGGGUACGAACAUCCAAUACUGGCUGAACCACUCGCUGCCUGUCGGCUACCAGAACCAAUCCACCGCGUUUAUCCUCGGAGGGAAUAACGUCCGGAUUGAUGGCCACGGCGUGGGAACGUUGAAUGGAAAUGGUGAUACCUGGUAUCAGUGGAUCCAAAAGCAACCGAACACGUCUAACUAUCCUGGUCGCCCGCAUGGAAUCACGUUCAACGGAUUGACUAAUUCGGUUGUUCGAGGACUGAGCUUUCUGCGAAGUCAGAUGUGGACAAUGUCGAUAAUAUAUUCCCAUCAUGUGCUUCUCGACAAUAUUCUGGUCAACAACACCGGGAAUGUUGUCUCCAGCUCCAACACGGACGGAGCCGACACAAUUCGAUCAUCGCACAUCAAGUUCAACAACUGGACGGUAUACAACGGAGACGACAGCAUCUCGCUCAAAGGCAACAGCACCGACAUCACGAUCACCAAUUCCCACUUCUACAACGGCCUUGGCAUUGCCUUGGGCAGUAUCGGGCAAUAUAAAGAUCAGUUCGAGACGAUCGAACGCCUGAAUGUCAAGAACGUCAAGUUUGACAAUACCCUGCACGCGGUCUACUUCAAGACAUGGACAGCGGAACAAAACGGCUACCCACCCAACGGUGGCGGCGGGGGACUCGGAUACGCUUCAGACAUGGUACUGAAGGACCUCACGGCCACAUCCCUGCGCGGAUCCGCCGUUGCGAUUUCGCAGUGUACGCGAUUCAUCGGCGCCCCGGGCCAAGGCAACUGCACGAGCUCGGAAUUCCAGAUUCGAGAUAUCACCGUGGCCAAUCUCAGUGGAACGACCAAGUCGUCUAGGGUGGCUAGUCUUCAGUGUAGUGCCGUGGCACCGUGUACGGAUAUUGGACUUCUCGAUGUUGAUCUAAAGCUUACGAAUGGAACGGCGGCUAGGCAGUACCUGUGUGGAAAUGUGAAGGACCCGAAGGGUUUCAAUUGCACGGGUCCGGUGUGUGAAGGUGGAAGCUCGACGGGGGAGUGUUAG
This is a messenger RNA of Aspergillus steynii IBT 23096, 1278 nucleotides long. Its product is annotated as putative exo-polygalacturonase. The coding region runs from base 1 to 1278 and encodes 425 amino acids. The transcript is spliced from 6 exons. Lineage: Eukaryota; Fungi; Ascomycota; Eurotiomycetes; Eurotiales; Aspergillaceae. The record is from RefSeq and is a predicted model, not a curated record. Gene Ontology annotation, biological process: carbohydrate metabolic process. Gene Ontology annotation, molecular function: polygalacturonase activity.